AUGUCUCAAACAGGUCCAUUCAUCCGUGUCACAACUGUCAGCGCGCCUCUAAAAGGAUCUUUUCCUCUAGAUCACGAAGGAACUUGUAAACUCGAAAUGCUGAAUUAUAUGGUGUGCCUACACGAGAAGAAGCAGCAAAACAGUGGAUGCCGUGAUGUUGCGAAAGAUUAUUUCGAAUGUCGAAUGAACCACGGACUAAUGGAUAAAGAUGAAUGGCAGAAGCUGGGAUAUGGAGAUACAAAGUAG
Caenorhabditis briggsae is the source of this 246-nucleotide messenger RNA. Gene Ontology annotation, biological process: mitochondrial respiratory chain complex IV assembly. NCBI's taxonomy places the organism in Eukaryota, Metazoa, Nematoda, Chromadorea, Rhabditida, Rhabditidae. Gene Ontology annotation, cellular component: mitochondrial intermembrane space. The coding region runs from base 1 to 246 and encodes 81 amino acids. The transcript is spliced from 2 exons. The record is from RefSeq and is a predicted model, not a curated record.